Molecule: messenger RNA, 1053 nt
Organism: Entamoeba histolytica HM-1:IMSS
Lineage: Eukaryota; Evosea; Mastigamoebida; Endamoebidae
Product: nuclear pore protein, putative
Exons: 1
Coding region: 1-1053 (350 amino acids)
Biological process (GO): RNA export from nucleus; post-transcriptional tethering of RNA polymerase II gene DNA at nuclear periphery; protein import into nucleus
Cellular component (GO): nuclear pore; nuclear pore cytoplasmic filaments
Molecular function (GO): structural constituent of nuclear pore
Source: RefSeq, a predicted model, not a curated record
AUGCAAAACUUAAAUCAAAAUACCUCUUUAACAUCUGGAACAAAUAGCAGUAUACCUAGUCUUUCAACUAAUGCAUUUCUUUCAUUAAACUCAAAUGGAGGAUUUGGAAGUUCUACUAACCUUUUUUCCACUUCACUUAAUAAUGGAUUUGGAACAAAUACAACAACAGGACUUGGAAGUACUAAUAGUCUUUUCUCAAACACACUUAAUACUGGAUUUGGAAAUUCAACAACAGGAAAUAAUAACACAGUGUUAUUAAACCCUCUUUCUAUUUCAUCAUUAUCAAUUGGAACUAACGUUUCAAAAGACAAACAAAAUAAAGAAAAGUCAUGGGUAUAUCAUGACCAAACAUCAAUGAAUCAACCAGAUUUUGUAAGACCAGAAGAAAUGAUGUUUAAUACAUCAUGUUGUAUAAUUGAUCCAAAAGUUAUUGACAAAAUAUUAUUUGAUGCUGAAAGAGAAAUUGAGUCAUUACAACCAAAUGUUUCAUAUGACAUUAAACCAAUAGGAUUAAAACAAGGAUAUGUAUGUAAUCCUUCAAUGCAAACAUUAAAAGCUAUGUCAAUUGAACAACUUAAAGAUGUUUCUUCAUUUGAAGUUUCAAGACCAGGUUAUGGUAAAGUUAUGUGGUCAAAAGUUGAUUUAACAAAUGUUAAUUUAGAUAUAUCUAUUAUUAUAGAACGAGGAUAUUGUGAUGUUUAUCCAGAUGGAAUUCAAAAACCUCGAUUUGGAGAGAAAUUAAAUAAAGAAGCUACUAUUGUUUUAGAGAAUGUCGUUGAUACAGUAGAAGAAUUUAGAAAACUUCUUCCUCGUUUAAGUAAGAAAGUAGAUAUUAAAAGUUAUGAAGAAAAUACUAAAACUGUUACUUUUGUUGUUCCUCAUUUUACACGAUAUUCUGUUAUUGAUGAAGAUAAUAACACACAAGAGAAUGAAAAAGAAGAAGGUAUUGAUUAUGAAAAGAGUCAGAUUAUACCAAACAAUAAUCCUGAGUGGAAGUUUCCUGUAGUUGUUCUUCAUAAGAUUGAAUACAGUCCAUUUGAGAUUGAUAUAUAA